AUGGAGCUUCUUCCCGAGGGCCAACAGAACGCCGUGGAGGUGUUGUGGGAGGACCAGCAGAAAAUCAACAAGUUUUCGUCGCUCAUAUACAAAAAAGACGCAUUGAAUGAACGCCUUGAAAAGUUCAAGACAGAGAAGGAGUACAUCGACGAUUUGGCGUUGGAAAUUGAGCUUUUAGACGAGGAUGAGAAAAUCCAGUACAAGAUUGGCGAUGCAUUUGUUUUCUUGAAAGUUGAUGCUGCCGUUGAAGCCAUCAAUAAGCAAAACGAGUCGUUGGACGGCCUGAUAGAGAAAUUGUCGGACGAGAUCGACGAAAUCGAAGAGCAGCUAGCGCAGUACAAAAAAGACCUCUAUGCCAAAUUCGGCAACAACAUCCAGCUCGAGCGCUGA
This is a messenger RNA of Candidozyma duobushaemuli, 390 nucleotides long. Its product is annotated as tubulin-binding prefolding complex subunit. Gene Ontology annotation, cellular component: prefoldin complex; cytoplasm. The coding region runs from base 1 to 390 and encodes 129 amino acids. Lineage: Eukaryota; Fungi; Ascomycota; Pichiomycetes; Serinales; Metschnikowiaceae. The record is from RefSeq and is a predicted model, not a curated record. The transcript has a single exon. Gene Ontology annotation, biological process: protein folding.